AAUGUCCCCGAUAAAAUGACUCGGCCCAUCGAUCCAUCCAGCGCGCGAGGGAGCGACGACGCCGACCACUUCCAGGAAGGAAACCACACAACCCAGCCCAACCGGGACCCCGAUCCCCCCCAAGGGAGAGGGCGAGCCGGGAGGGCAUCUCCGGAGACAAAGGCGGAGCCCUCGCCGGCGCCGGCCAUGGGCGCUUCCCCGGCGAUGUGGGCCGGGUUGGUCCUGGCGGCGUUCUUGGCCGCAUCUGGGGCGACGGCCUCGGCGGCGGCGCUGCCGAGGUUCGCCGAGGCGCCGGAGUACCGGAACGGGGAGGGGUGCCCCGCGCCAGUGGCUGGCGCGGGGGUGUGCGACCCGGGCCUGGUGCACAUCUCCAUGACUCUGGACGCGCACUACCUCAGGGGGUCCGUGGCGGCCAUCUACUCGCUGCUCAAGCACGCGUCGUGCCCGGAGUCGCUCUUCUUCCACUUCGUGGCCGCGGAAGGCGGCAGCGCGCCGGAGGUCGGCGAGCUCAGGGCCGCCGUGGCGGCGUCGUUCCCGUCGCUGCGGUUCGAGAUCUACCCGUUCCGCGCCGACGCUGUCGCGGGGCUCAUCUCCGCGUCCGUGCGCGCCGCGCUCGAGGCGCCGCUCAACUACGCGCGGAACUACCUCGCCGACCUGCUCCCGCGCUGCGUGCCGAGGACGAUAUACCUCGACUCCGACGUGCUCGCCGUCGACGACGUGCAGCGUCUUUGGGAGACGCGCCUGCCCGCCGCCGCCGUGGUGGCCGCACCCGAGUACUGCCACGCCAACUUCUCCCGCUAUUUCACCGAGGCCUUCUGGUCCGACACCAAGCUCAGCGUGCGCGUCUUCGCUGGGCGCCGCCGCGCGCCCUGCUACUUCAACACGGGUGUCAUGGUCAUCGACCUCCGGCGAUGGCGCGUCGGCAAUUACCGCCGCCGCAUCGAGUGGUGGAUGGAGAUGCAGAAACAAAAAAGAAUCUACGAGCUUGGGUCCUUGCCCCCGUUCUUGCUCGUCUUCGCCGGCAAGGUAGAGGCCGUCGACCACCGGUGGAACCAGCACGGCUUGGGUGGCGACAACGUUUUCGGCAGCUGUCGCCCCCUCCACGAGGGUCCCGUCAGCCUGAUGCACUGGUCCGGGAAGGGCAAGCCAUGGGACCGCCUCGACGCCGGCAAGCCUUGCCUGCUCGACCACACCUGGAAGUCGUACGAUCUCUACAUUGACGAGAAUGAUUCAUCUUCAGCAUCAGCGCCGUCCCGGUCCGCCUUAUCAUCAUCUGAAUUGCCUGCUGCGGUGUUUUCUUGGUAGAAGCUGAAGACAGAGACAAAAAUUCUUUCAUUUGGGGAGGUCGUGGUUCUUGGCCGGUAAUGGAAUUGCCUUGCAAUGCGUUGCCACUGCCACCACAGCUGCCGCUUUCGGCUGUACAGGACAGUGAGGGGAGGGGCGACACAUUGCAGCGGCAGUGAGGGAAGACGACAGUGAAUUGAGAGAGCAAAUUAUUGUUCAUUUGCGCUACGAUUCAGAUUGAUUCAUUUAGGCUUUGAUUGGGAGGUGGUGACUAUCAGUGGUUGGAAUUACUUGAUUGGUGGUGUACAAUUCUUGGAUAGGAUAAAGGCUUCAUUUUUUGUCUAUUAGUUCAGAAUUGUUUCAUGUACAUGUCUAUUCAGUACACUCGUAUAAUAUCAAUUGAAUUGAUUUGAAUCAAA
Messenger RNA from Phragmites australis (common reed), 1703 nucleotides. Its product is annotated as probable galacturonosyltransferase-like 2. Lineage: Eukaryota; Viridiplantae; Streptophyta; Magnoliopsida; Poales; Poaceae. Gene Ontology annotation, molecular function: glycosyltransferase activity. The record is from RefSeq and is a predicted model, not a curated record. Bases 16 to 1305 code for a protein of 429 amino acids. Gene Ontology annotation, cellular component: Golgi apparatus. The transcript has a single exon.